Messenger RNA from Esox lucius (northern pike), 3924 nucleotides. RefSeq lists its product as uncharacterized. The coding region runs from base 179 to 2224 and encodes 681 amino acids. Gene Ontology annotation, molecular function: ubiquitin-protein transferase activity. The transcript is spliced from 11 exons. The record is from RefSeq and is a predicted model, not a curated record. NCBI's taxonomy places the organism in Eukaryota, Metazoa, Chordata, Actinopteri, Esociformes, Esocidae. Gene Ontology annotation, cellular component: nucleus.
AUGGGUGGUGGUGUGAUUCCUGUCUUUUGUCAAGACUAGCAUUAAAUGCAAAUAUCCACCCCUACCAGGACCAAUCACUCAGGGCAGGAAAGGAGCAGCAUAAAGUAGGUGAACGUUUUGAAAGAUCUACCAUUCAGAAAACUUUGCACUGUGGUUAGGAGAGUAGAAUGCUGUAGUCAUGAUUUUGACUGAGCAUAUUGAGAUGAAGCAGUUUACAACUGUAAACAAGUUUGCUGUGCCUAGAGCAACAACUUUGCAAUAUGAACAAGAGACUCCGGUAGACAGCAAAGCCACUGAAGCAAUUGAACAGACUCAGCAACUUGAGCACCCGCUUAUAGUUCUCCCGUUGGAGGAAGUGGAUCAAGAAACACAUGAACACCAGGAGGAGAUUGUGACACCAAAGAAUGAGAACGACUACAUACCAAUAAUUACAAGUGACAUUAAUGAGAGCAUUGAGAUCGAAAUGGAGGUGUUUCCCCCGUCAGGCCUAACUGAAAGUGAUCUGCUGGAGAUUACUCGAGAUGACUCUGCCAUGUCCCUGACACCAGAAAUAGUUGCACCAGUCCCAUCCGAACCGAUCCGACCAAGCAGCCUGAAAUGGAAGAGAAUGACACAAAAGAAGACUGGUUUGGUGGUUAAGGAUGUGAUAUGUUUGCCACAAGGCUACUAUUUGUCUCAGGAGGACAGGCACACUGUCCCAAGAGGCAAGGAGAGGUCAGAGCUAGCUGCAAUGGGCCUCAUCGCUAGGAUGACCAUUGACAACUCGUGGCUUCCUCAUCAAAUGGAGAGCCGUAUUGCCUCUCUGUUCAGUAGCCGCUUCUACAGUGGACACGACCAAACAUUCACCUUUACAUACCUUCAGUGUCUUCAAGGCUCCCGUGUGCUGUUUGUUCCAAACACUCAACUAAAGUGGAGUGGGGAAGAGGCGCUGCGGAUAGCUGGGCACGGUCCCUUGUUUAUUCUUUGUCACUUGGAUUUCAGCUCUGAGAUAGACUGUAAGUGGCAAAGAAACAGGGCACCAUUAAUAAACAGACACGAUUACUUUGUGGGUGACAAUAAAGAGAAGGUGAAAAGAAUAGAGUCUCCCCUGCCUGCCGCUACUAAUGAGGAGGAAGUGAACACCAUCCUCCAAACAUACAGAGAACAAAACACAAUGCCUGAAAUCCAAAUGAACAUGUAUCUGAGGCGGAGACACACAUUCAGAAGUGCCCUGAAAGAGAUGGGGAAAAAGUCAUUCUCCUUCAAGGCAACUCCUCUAUUCCACUUUAAAGGAGAAAAAGUUGAUGAAUGGCCUCAGAAAGAGUUUUUCAGACUCAUCAUGUUAGGAUUACAGGAGAGCAGUAUCCUGGAGGGUCGCCGGGGGCAUCUGUUAUUUGCUUAUGACCAGACUGCUCUGGAGGAGAGGAGGUACUAUACUGCAGGAGUCAUGGUAGCCUGGUCCCUGCUUCAUGGGGGUCCUGGACCAUACUGCCUACAUAAAUCCCUUUACAUGCUCAUGUGUGGCCACAGCCCUUCCCUGGAAGAUUUCAGAUGGACGGACAUUUCUGAUGUGGAUGUACAGAUGAAACUGCAGCAGAUCAGUUCCACCAGCUUCCAGAGAUUGACCCCAAACCUGUGUGAGUGGAUCGCAGACUGUGGAGUUCCAGGGAUCUACAGAUCCCAAAUUAAAGACAUGACCUCUAUCUACACCCGUAUAAUAAGACACUGGAUUUAUUACAGGGUGGCAAGCAUGAUCUCUCAGUUCACGGAGGGUCUGAACAGCUGUGGUGGCAUGUGGGAUAUCAUGAAGGCUAACUCUGCAGCUUUCAUGCCUGUGAUGACGAGGACAGAAUAUGUUCUCACCUUGAAACAGUUCAGAAGCCUCUUUGAGGUGUUGUGGAGUCCUCUGGAAUCAACUGCUCUUAGACAAGCUGAGGAAACCACAGUCACCUCUUGGGAGAGAUUCCUCAUCAUGGUCAAUGAACAUCAUACUUCCUUGUCCCUUGGGGAUCUACUGGCCUUCAUCACAGGCGAAGAUCAAAUCCCUCCUUUGGGAUUCCACAAAAAUCUAAGCAUCAGGUUCUACGACCAGGGCCAGGACCGGCACCAGGGAAUGUUUAGUGUCCAUCUACCACAUGCCUCUACUUGUGCUUUAGAGCUCCACCUUCCACGAGGUGUGGCCAGUCCUAGUGGGUUGAAGUUUAUGCUGACAAGAGCAGUGAACAAAUCUUUGGGGUUACAUUAAUGAUGACUGCUUUCAACCAGUGAUCAGUCCAACUAAAACUAUAUCAGGAGAUUCAAGCUUUGUUUUUGAUAGACCUGUCAUAGAUUUUGUUGAUUACCAUUUGGGAGGGGGCUGGGACUUUGCCCUGUUGAUGUGAGCAUGCACAUCCAUUAAUAAGGGGUCUAUCUUGAAACUUGUUACUUCAAUUGUUUGGGGUAUAAUCAAAUUUACAUAUUUAAACUCAGUAAAUACGUUUUUGUUCAAGGCAAUAUGUCUGUACAGACAUUGAAAAAAAUACAUAUAGGAACAAUUUUUGUGUUGAAAUGUGCAUGUCAUGUUUGUGUUUCAAUAAAAGGCUAUUAUGAGAAACAUUUGGGCUAUUAAAAUCUUAGGUUGUAAUGUUGUAGGAACAGGCCCGGUUCCUUGAUGAAAGUGAGGUGGUAUUUUGUUAUCAAUGGGGGGGUCAUAUCAAAUUCAUAUAUAAUUUACAGUAUUUAAGGGGAACCAGGACUGAGGGGGCUCAGAUUCUAUCUGGGGAGGCAAUGCCUGGGUUUAUGGUCAAGUACCUGGAGUACUCUGGAAAUAGCAACAUCUGACCAGAGGAAGAAAAUUCCAGGGCUAUUUGGGACUUUCUCCAGAGCCAUUGUUUGAUAGACUUGCUUGGCUGCUUUGGGUCGUUCUCUUGUUGGAAGACCCAUUUUCAACCCAUCUUUAGCUCCUUGACUGAUGGCCUGACAUUCUGUUCAAGAAUCUCCUGGUGUACCUCAGAAUUCAUAGUUUCCUUAAUGAUGUGCAGUCGAACAGGUCCAAAGGAGGAAAAACAGGCCCACAUCUUGACAUUCCCACCACAAUGCUUGACAAUGUUGGGAUAAGGUUAUUUUAGUGGUGGGGCAGCCAAAAGUAGCAGUUUUGAUAAUGACUAAUUUUGAAAAGUGAAUUUUGACUAAUCUGUCAGGAGAAUAGACUUCAAGAGAACUACAGGAUUGUUUAUGUCUCUGGCAAUGUUAAAACGGACAGUUUGGUUCUUUUGACAGCAGAGGCUUCUUCCUCCAAUGAAUGUCACUUCUGUUCAGUGUUCUUAUUGUUAAAGCAUUCUCAGUAACCUGAGAUGCAGCAAGGGAUGUCUGUAAAUCUCCAGAUGUUAUGUUUGGUUUGGCUGAUUUAUUAUUUUGAUAAUAUAUUGAUAGGGCGUCCUCUGUUCUGGUAAAUUGUUUCCAUUGGUAAAUGCCUCACAGUGGACUAAUGGAUGGAACAUCUUUCUGAGCUGGUUGUUUAGCCUUCCCCAGACUGAUGUUCUCUGAGAUAUCCUUUUCUCCUGUGUUGGCAAACCCGAACUAACCAGGUUUCAUCAGAGUACCACUCAAACUCAUUCCUACAAAUCCCUCCUUUGAUUGGUUUAUUUGGUAGACAACUAUUUCCCCACCUGAUUCUACUUACCUACUUGAUUUUACCAAUGCAACUUGGAGUUCACUUGUUUUUGCACAUUUCCUCUAACAACAUAUGGAAUUGGAAACUAUAAACCUGUUAUGUUAGAUAAAAAAAUAUGAAAUCAAGAUUUGACACUAAACAAAUCUAUGUUUAGAGGGGUUGUUAGAAUUUUUUGUAAAAUUAAAGGCUUUCCAACGUGACAGGAAAAAAACUAGCAUAAUUUUUUAUUUCUAAAUCACAAGGUGAAAAAGUUUCAAAUGUUUCUAUAAAACUGCGUAGUUGCUUCAUUGGAA